Messenger RNA from Funneliformis caledonium, 186 nucleotides. Lineage: Eukaryota; Fungi; Glomeromycota; Glomeromycetes; Glomerales; Glomeraceae. The record is from the annotation of a GenBank genome assembly.
AUGAGAUUGCAUUUACCUCCUGUUAAAGAAAAAAGUACUUCGAGUUUACCAAAAGAUAGAAAUGUUAAUGUUGAAAAAAGCGAAACAUCACCUAUGAGCGAAAUCUGUGGUGUUAUUCAAGAUGAUGAAAAUGAUGAUAAAUAUGAUAGUGAUCAAUAUGGGGAAUAUGAGGAAGAUUAUUAUUAA